Poeciliopsis prolifica (blackstripe livebearer) is the source of this 1810-nucleotide messenger RNA. RefSeq lists its product as uncharacterized. Bases 35 to 1375 code for a protein of 446 amino acids. The record is from RefSeq and is a predicted model, not a curated record. Gene Ontology annotation, molecular function: nucleic acid binding. Lineage: Eukaryota; Metazoa; Chordata; Actinopteri; Cyprinodontiformes; Poeciliidae. Gene Ontology annotation, biological process: DNA integration. The transcript has 3 exons.
CUGCAAGCAAGGUUUUGAGUAUAUUUUGGUUAUAAUGGACCACUACACUCGCUUUGCACAGGCCUACCCCACAAAAAACAAAUCCGCAAAAACAGUAGUGGAAAAACUAUUUGAUGACUUUGCCCUUCGCUUUGGCUUCCCAGAGAAAAUCCACCACGACAUGGGGAAGGAAUUUGAAAACCAGCUGAUGGCUCAACUGCAGAGGUGUUGUCACGUGCGAGGGUCCCACACAACCUGCUACCACCCACAAGGGAACGGACAGGUGGAGCGAUUUAAUCGAACGCUGCUGUCUAUGCUCCGAACACUCACAAGUGCGCAAAAGGCUGACUGGAAAAAGUCCUUAUGCAAGAUGGUGCAUGCAUAUAACUGCACUCGCAGUGAUUCCACAGGCUUUUCUCCAUAUUAUUUGCUCUAUGGACGAUCUCCACGACUGCCAAUAGAUCUCCUGUUUAACAUACAGCCAAACGAAACACAACAAAACUAUGCUGUCAAAGAUUGGCAAAGCAGGAUGCAGCAGGCUUACGAGAUCGCAACCAAAUAUGCUACCUGUGUAUCAAACAGAGGGAAAAAAGGAUAUGACAAAAGAGUUUAUGGAGCUGACCUGCAGCCUGGGGGGCGUGUGCUUGUACGCAACUUAUCAGAGAGAGGAGGCCCUGGUAAGCUCAGAUCCUUUUGGGAAGAUAAAGUACACAUCAUCACAAAGAGGAGAAGUGAUAUCAGUCCAGUGUAUGAAGUAGUACCAGAAGGAGGUGGUAAAAGUCGUGUGCUGCAUAGGAACCUCCUGCUCCCCUGUGACAGUCUCCCAAUCGACAACCCAGAAAUAAGCUCAAAAAGGACUAAAAAGACUAAGUCGAGUACAUUGUCAUGUCAUCUUUGUCCACAAGAAGAAACUUCAGACAGUGAGAGGGAUGAGGAAAUGGAGCUAGUAUGCCAGUUUCCUCCUGCUCAGCACAGUGGUCACCGAGCUGUCAGCUUAAACCCAGAUGCUGAACCAUUUACACCAGACCUACAUGAUCAAGACAAUGCACCAAAAGUGAAAGAACCGCAGGCUGCAUGGAUGGACAACAUACCAGAAGAUGGAAGCCAAGACGUGGAGCUGCACCAGGAUCCUCCUGAGCUAUCUGUGGAAACGGUUUCUGAGGAAGAAGAUGAUCCAGCUGUCUCACCGCCUACAUCGAGCUAUCCAAAGAGAGAGCGCCGCCGUCCGAGGAUGCUGACCUAUCGUGCUUUGGGUGACCCUAACUCACAUGAACAUCCACAUUGCGCAGCUCAGCCGCUUCAUCCCGACGUUGCAGAGACAGGCUUUCCGGGUUCCUGGGACAACAUCUACUGGUCCAAGGCCACCGCUGUUGGUUUGCUCAGCUACUGGACAUAGUGGCUAAAAUAGAUGGCCCCGCUAGCCAGUGUAGGAAGACUGGUCUCCUCCAACCGUCCAGCCUCAACAAUCACCAGCAGUCAGAUGACCCACACUUUGCGGAGAAGGUCAGAGGCCUGCACAGACUGCUGGAGGCGACACACAAUCUUAAAAAUGUGUCGCGGGAUGACCGUGAUCCACUGGCUAUUCAGCGGAUCACAUCUAAUCUGGCUUCUGCUAUCAAGCCUGCCCAUCCGAGCCCCUAAUACUGGGCCUACAACACCAUCACCAUUCUGCGGCAGCAUUAUGCUGAGGUGCAGAUGAGAAGCGGAUGCUCCUGGCCCGGGGCGGUGACCUCACAGCCCCUGGGCUAGAGGUUCAGCCUGGAAACCGCAGAUGAGGUCCAGAUCUACGUGGCUUCCAGGGAGUAAGGCAGCUUCUCCAUUCUCCUCCUGC